GCUCGGUUUGUUCUCUGGGUGAUGCUGCUCUUCUCUCAACGCAGAGGAAAGUCAGAGCUCAUGUGUCAACAUCCAGGGUUUCCCCCCGGAGAGGCGUAUAUGUUAACAUUAUCUUAAAAAAAAAAAAAAAAAACCUGAUGGUGCUUUGAAGACCCUCUGUUUGUGUUAGGCCGCUCAUCUUCAGAAGCGGCGCUUUUCUUCUUCUCUGACUUUACAGUCUUGCUAAACGCGCUUCAGGCUCAUGCUGCGGUGAGGUUUAGCUAACGUUGUUUAAACGAUGACAGAGUACAAAGUGGAGUUAGCGUUUCCCGUUCUUUAAAAAAAAUAAAAUAACCGAGGCUCCGUUAGCUUAGCCAGCUAGCCUGACAAAUAGACCAGUCGAAGGAAACACGCUGCUGUCAUGAUGUUUCCUCAAUCACGACACUCGGCAUCUUCUCAGUCCGGUCAGCCUCUGAAGUUCACCACAUCUGAUUCCUGUGACCGCAUUAAAGAUGAGUUCCAGUUCCUCCAAGCACAGUAUCACAGUUUGAAGCUGGAGUGUGAUAAACUGGCCUCUGAGAAGUCUGAGAUGCAGCGUCACUACAUCAUGUACUAUGAAAUGUCCUACGGGCUAAAUAUUGAAAUGCACAAGCAGGCUGAAAUUGUGAAGAGACUGAAUGGGAUUUGUGCUCAGGUGCUGCCUUACCUGUCACAGGAGCAUCAGCAGCAAGUCAUGGGUGCCAUAGAGAGAGCCAAGCAAGUGACACCCCCUGAAAUGAACUCCAUCAUUCGGCAACAGCUGCAGGUGCAGCAGCUGUCCCAGCUCCAGGGCCUGGCCCUACCUGUCACCCCGCUGCCGCUGGGCCUCACCCCACCCACCCUGCCUCCCGUCUCCUCCAGCUCCGGACUCCUGUCCCUCUCCUCCAUCCUGGCCAACUAUUCCCACAGUCAGGCACAGGUGGCUAAAGAAGACAAGGCCCGGGACUCUGCAGAGCGAGCACCCAGAGGAGAGGACGGGGACAAGUCCGACUAGUGGCGGACAAAACGAGAAGGUUUGAAGGGGAGAUGCUGCAGUGGAGCAGAAAGGCAAGGCUGUAAUGGUGGACUGUAAAUAGAGACUGACGCGAGACUGGCUGAUGAGUGUAACUACAGGGUCGAGCCACAUAUAAAAGAGGAUGGCGCAGGAUUGUUGUCAGUGCGGCGGGUUUGUGGGUGAAAGCAGGAUGUGUAGAGAAUGAAACUGCUGAAGUGUGGCAGUUCAUAUUAUUUCAUCGUAACAGCCUCAGUUUGGGCUCCUAGACUUUAAAUAAAUGCUUUUUAGUGUGAGCCACUGUUGUUAGGCUUAACCAAGAUAAAUGUUUUCCCAUUAAGAGUGAGAGUUGAGUGUGACAACUAACAUCUAUGUUGGUCGCAAUUAUUUUCUUUAAGUUUCUUGGCAAUCAAAUGUGUGUGUAGCCCCCCCGGUCCGCUUUAACUCCUCCUCUGGUGGUUCAGAUGCAAAUGCUGUGUAUUUAAUCACUCCUCAAAACAAUUCUUAAAAGUUUUCAAGGAUGUUUUUCUUGAUAGGCGCAUUAUAAAUAUUUGCUCUUUUUCCAUUCAAAAAUAGUUUGUGCAGGUCUCAGUUCACCUUGGAUCUCCAUGGCGUACACCACGAGUCCUGUCUACAAGAAUUAAAAUUGAUGCAUUUUGUUUCAUGAAGUUGAAACCAGGUGUGUGUGUUAUCAGAAAAGAGAAAACACUUAUUGUCUUAUUUGUUUUAGCAAAGCAUCUUUUAUAUUUUACCUCACCACCACCCCCUACCCCACCCGUGCUCUCCCACUGUAACUGACCCAGACAAAUUUGCAUAGGAUCUAAAAUGUUGGCACCGGAUGGUUGUUAAUGGCAGGCGGGUGUGAUUUUCAGGUUUCAUGUUAUUUGGUCAGUUCAUACUAAAUGCAUUUAGCUGCUGUCUUUUCCUGUCGUGAUUGAUUUAUGUGACAGUGUGCAGGCGGUCAGCAAUUUUCCACCCCUUUACAUGGCGGUAGUUGUCUUGGGUGAGUUGUUAACGCUUCAUAAGCAACAGAAAACAAAGAUUUGCUGAAAUGUUUUAACAAGCUUCUCUCAGCCAGAAGUGACCAAAUUUAUUCCCUGUUGCUCAGAAAGCAGAAUCGCCAGCCAGCGUCUUGCAAAGAAUAUUUCACCCUCCAAA
This is a messenger RNA of Thalassophryne amazonica, 2167 nucleotides long. RefSeq names its product TLE family member 5-like. The record is from RefSeq and is a predicted model, not a curated record. Gene Ontology annotation, biological process: negative regulation of canonical Wnt signaling pathway; regulation of DNA-templated transcription. Gene Ontology annotation, cellular component: nucleus; transcription regulator complex. Bases 401 to 1012 code for a protein of 203 amino acids. NCBI's taxonomy places the organism in Eukaryota, Metazoa, Chordata, Actinopteri, Batrachoidiformes, Batrachoididae. The transcript is spliced from 7 exons. Gene Ontology annotation, molecular function: transcription corepressor activity; protein binding.